Tupaia belangeri chinensis (Chinese tree shrew) is the source of this 1622-nucleotide messenger RNA. RefSeq names its product phenylalanyl-tRNA synthetase subunit alpha (gene FARSA). The record is from RefSeq and is a predicted model, not a curated record. Gene Ontology annotation, biological process: phenylalanyl-tRNA aminoacylation. NCBI's taxonomy places the organism in Eukaryota, Metazoa, Chordata, Mammalia, Scandentia, Tupaiidae. Gene Ontology annotation, molecular function: phenylalanine-tRNA ligase activity; tRNA binding; ATP binding. Gene Ontology annotation, cellular component: cytoplasm; phenylalanine-tRNA ligase complex; cytosol.
GUCAUCGAGGCCGAGCUUCGCUCCACCAAGCGCUGGGAGCUCACUGCGGAGGGGGACGAGAUGGCCCGGGAGGGCAGCCACGAGGCCCGUGUGUUCCACGCCAUCCCCCGCGAGGGCCUGGCCCAGAGCGAGCUCAUGCGACUGCCCAGUGGCAAAGUGGGUUUCAGCAAGGCCAUGUCCAACAAGUGGAUCCGCGUGGACAAGAGCGCGGCCGACGGGCCCCGCGUGUUCCGAGCGGUGGACAGCGUGGAGGACGAGGUGCAGCGCAGGCUCCGGCUGGUGCAGGGGGGACAGGCCGAGAAGCUGGGCGAGAAGGAGCGGAGCGAGCUCAGGAAGAGGAAACUGCUGACGGAAGUGACCCUGAAGACCUACUGGGUGAGCAAAGGUAGCGCCUUCAGCACCAGUGUCUCCAAGCAGGACACGGAGCUGAGCCCAGAGAUGAUCUCCAGUGGCUCCUGGCGGGACCGACCCUUCAAGCCCUACAACUUCCUGGCCCGCGGCGUCCCCCCAGACUGCGGCCACCUGCACCCCCUGCUCAAGGUCCGCUCCCAGUUCCGACAGAUCUUCCUGGAGAUGGGGUUCACCGAGAUGCCGACGGACAACUUCAUCGAGAGCUCCUUCUGGAACUUCGACGCGCUCUUCCAGCCCCAGCAGCACCCCGCGCGGGACCAGCACGACACCUUCUUCCUGCGAGAUCCAGCUGAGGCCCUGCAGCUGCCGAUGGACUACGUGCAGCGGGUCAAGCGGACCCACUCUCAGGGCGGCUACGGCUCGCAGGGGUACAAGUACACCUGGAAGCUGGACGAGGCCCGCAAGAACCUGCUGCGCACGCACACCACGGCGGCCAGCGCCCGCGCCCUCCACCGCCUGGCGCAGAAGAAGCCCUUCACGCCCGCCAAGUACUUCUCCAUCGACCGCGUGUUCCGGAACGAGACCCUGGACGCCACGCACCUGGCGGAGUUCCACCAGAUCGAGGGUGUCGUGGCUGACCACGGCCUCACCCUGGGCCACCUGAUGGGCGUCCUCCGGGAGUUCUUCACCAAGCUGGGCAUCACCCAGCUGCGCUUCAAGCCGGCCUACAACCCCUACACGGAGCCCAGCAUGGAGGUGUUCAGCUACCACCAAGGCCUGAAGAAGUGGGUGGAGGUCGGGAAUUCCGGGGUGUUCCGCCCCGAGAUGCUGCUGCCUAUGGGGCUCCCCGAGAAUGUGUCCGUCAUUGCCUGGGGCCUCUCCCUGGAGCGCCCGACGAUGAUCAAAUACGGCAUCAACAACAUCCGUGAACUCGUGGGGCACAAGGUGAACCUGCAGAUGGUGUACGACAGUCCCCUGUGCCGCCUGGACGCAGAGCCCGCGGCCCCGCGCACACAGGAGGCUGCGUGACCUGGGCCGUCCCGGGCCAGCCCGGCCCCCUCGCAUCCCUCGCCGGUGACCCCCCUGUAUUUAUGAGGCCUCUGUGAGGCCACACAUGCAAUCCCCAGUCGGAAUCUCCUCCUCCCCGCCCAUCCUGGAACCAGAGUCCUAGGGGCCUGGGAGCAGCAGGUCCCCCGUGGUCUGUCACCUCCGAGGGGAGCCUUGCAGGCCGGUCACUGUCUAAUAAAGCGGGCAGCAGCCCUGUCACCUCU